This is a messenger RNA of Lachancea thermotolerans CBS 6340, 768 nucleotides long. RefSeq names its product pyridoxal phosphate homeostasis protein. NCBI's taxonomy places the organism in Eukaryota, Fungi, Ascomycota, Saccharomycetes, Saccharomycetales, Saccharomycetaceae. The transcript has a single exon. Gene Ontology annotation, molecular function: pyridoxal phosphate binding. The coding region runs from base 1 to 768 and encodes 255 amino acids. The record is from RefSeq and is a predicted model, not a curated record. Gene Ontology annotation, cellular component: intracellular anatomical structure.
AUGCUUAGUUGGAUUUCUAAGAGAGCCAUGUCUGAAUUGAGGAAGAACGAACUAUUGUCGAGCUACGAGGCGGUCAAGGCUACCGUCGAUUCUUACGUUAAGGGAUGCGGUAGGAACGACGUUUCUCUGCUACCAGUGUCGAAGCUGAAGCCAGCAAGCGAUAUUCAGCUCCUUUAUGAUCACGGGUUGAGGAGCUUUGGCGAGAACUACGUGCAGGAGCUAAUCAGCAAGGCCGAAAUUCUGCCUAAGGACAUCAGGUGGCACUUCAUCGGCGGACUUCAAACUAACAAAUGUAAAGACCUUGCCAAGGUGGAAAACUUGUAUGCGGUUGAGACCAUCGACUCUCUCAAAAAGGCUAAGAAGCUGAACGAGGCGCGCGCCAAGCUGCACCCUCAGGCGAACAAGAUACUGUGUAACGUCCAAAUCAACACAUCAGAAGAGGCUCAGAAAUCUGGGCUUUCUGACGAGAAAGAAAUAUUUGAAGUUGUGCAGUUUAUGCUCUCUGACGAGGCCACCAACAUUGAACUAGGCGGGUUGAUGACCAUCGGUUCCUGGGACGUGUCACACUCAGAAACCGAAGAAAACCACGAUUUCGCAGUGUUAUGUCAAUGGAAAAAGAAGAUAGAUGACAAGUUCUCGACUGACCUCAAGCUUUCUAUGGGCAUGAGUUCCGAUUUCAAACAAGCAAUCAACCAAGGAACAUCCCAAGUUAGAAUAGGAACCGACAUUUUUGGCACGCGGCCUUCCAGAGCCGAAGCGUCAAUUUGA